Messenger RNA from Mesorhabditis belari, 3060 nucleotides. Lineage: Eukaryota; Metazoa; Nematoda; Chromadorea; Rhabditida; Rhabditidae. The record is from the annotation of a GenBank genome assembly.
AUGUCUUCGAUUCACUAUAAGUUUCGAGCGACCGUUGAGCUGAAAACGGUUCGCUUCGAUGGUUUACACAUUUUGUGCAGCGAGCUGAAACGGGAGAUCUACAACAACGAGAAUAUCCGAGUCGAAUCCUUCGAUUUGGUUUUAACAAAUGCGCAAACACGUCGCAGCUAUUUGAACGACGAGCCGGUGCCGAGAAAUGCGACGAUCAUCGUGCAAAGGAUACCGAAAGAAGGAGCCGAGAAAGCACCAAAAAUACCGAAGGGAAACGGUGGCCUGAUUCUCAAAAAUGGUCCGUCGACCUCGGGGGAUUUGAUGAUAAAUCCGGACGUGAUUGGGCAUUUGGAUCCGGCUGCCCUCGAGAAGAUGAGCGAAGAAGAAAGGCAAGCACACAUGAUGAGUGUAUCAACGUCAAAAUAUGAUCAAUCAAACUACGUGAAACGUGUCCGAAACACGAUCAUGUCCGGUCCACCACCUCCCACCUAUGUGUGCAAUCGAUGCAAUCAAACGGGUCAUUGGUAUCAGAAUUGCCCGAUGGCGAACACAAAGAAAGCGACCGGGAUGACGAUGGAUGAAUUGAUCGUGACGACAGCUGAUGAUCCGCACGCAUUGCUGCAUUCAUCCGGAAGAUACGUCGUCCCCAAAAUGCACCACUUGGCUCGACAAUUGAAGUCUCAAGGCGUCCAAGGCUCGGCCUCUCCCAGCGAUCGCUUGGUGCCUGUGCAAUUGACUUGUCCGAUAUGCAAAGAGCUCCUCAAAAAUGCGAUGAUUACUACGUGUUGCAGUGUGACGUUUUGUGAUGAAUGCAUAUCGAAUGAAUUGAUCGAAAGCGAGGAGAGACAAUGCCCGAAGUGUGGGAAAACUGGGCUCUCCCUUGACAGCAAUUUGAUCCCGAAUGGCGCGAUUCGAGACGCGAUCCGCGAAUGGAUUUCCUCGGCUUCAACCCAUCCCGACAGCGUCACCUCUUCGCCAAAUAUCGAGAAUGAAGCGCCAGUGGGUGUGCAACGCGUGAGGAUCGGGCUAGGACCAUCAGCGCCUUCUAUUCAACCGGCCAUCCGCGAUUUGAACACCCCAGCCACUUCUGCAAUGGUCGCACCGACAGCCGGGCCACAAACGAGUCUAGCUCAACCCAUCCAGCCGAUGCUCGUCAAUCAGAUCGGAUAUGCCCAAAUGCAACCUCCACUUGCACACCAAGCGACGAUCGUACCCCCUCAGCUUGCACCCCAACCGGCGACUUCUCAUCAGCCGUCCCUCUCAACGCCAGUCCCAAAUUCUCUUCUUCCACCCGGUGUCGACACAUCAGUUCGCCCGCCCUUCCCAACCCAAUUCUCACAGCCGCUUGCCCCACCAGGUGUCCCAGUGAGCAUGCCCGCGAUGAACGUCCCACCACCGACCGUCGUUUCAGCGUCUCUCCCCUCCGGGCUGAGCGCCGUUGAAUUGGUGCAAAGGACGGUGAUCGGAACUGCAAACAGCUAUGGAAUGAAUCUUCAAACAGCUGCUUUCUCUGUUCCUGGUGGGCCGGUGCCUGGUCAAAAUAACCUUGAUCAGUGGAAUCAAUUCUUGGCUCGGAAAGAUCAGGAAAGGAGAACGAGAGCGAGAGAGGGAGAAAGGAAACGAAGAAAGGAGAGGAGGAGAUCCAGCUCAUCGGAAAGCUCGCGUUCAUCUAUUGAGUCCUGGGAGGAUCGUCGCCGAUUCAAGCACGAUCCACCAAAAAGGCGUCGAGAUGAUGACUACCAUUCAAGGAGACGAUCUCCCUCACGGGAAAAAAGGACUCGAGUCACGGUCACGACGAACAAGAGAAUCGAUGAUCGCAGAGGGAAACGGCCCGACAAUCGAUCGGAUAGAGCUGAGAGGGAUCGUGAAAGGGAGAAGAAAGCAGUGAAAGAAGAGAAAUCGAGAAAAACGAGUUACAAAGAGGAAAGUGAUGAUGAAGCAGCUAUUGAUAAAGAAGUCGAAGAGGCACAACAGUUGCGCCAAGCUGAGGAAGAGGUGAAUGAGAUGAAAGAAGAUGAGGUGAAGAAAGAGGAAAGAAGUCGACAUGAGCUGGUACAGCCGAAAAUCGAGGACGAACAGAAAGAGAUGGCUUCGAAGAAAUGGAAACCAGUGGUCGAAGAAGCGAUUCAUCCUGAGGAGAUCAUCGAUGACAAUAUCACCGGAUUGGAAAUGAAUGAAGAGGAAAAGGAAAAAAUGGAGACAGCUGAAAGUGAGGAUGAGCAAAAGAAGAGGAAAUCGAAGAAGAAGAAACACAAAAAGGAGAAGAAACAUAGGAAAGAUCGCAAGCGUGAUCUCUCGUCUGAUGAUGAGUCGGAUGAAAAGAAAAAGCGCUCGAUGGCUAAGGAAAUCUCACAUCGGAAAUCGAGUGGAAAAGAGAAAGAGAGAUUCGAUUCGUCGCACAAAAAUUCCAUCAAGUCAAAUACUACCUCGAGACGGGAAAGAGAUCGAUCUGCGGAAAGACGACCGAAAGAUAAAGAUGAGAAAUCAAAAAGGGAAAUAAAGGAAAACAAUCGAAAUUCGGAUGAUCGAGGAUUGAAGAGGGAAAAGGAAAAAGAAAAAGAAAAGGAAAAGGAAAAAGAAAAGGAGAAGGAAAGGGAGAAGGAGAAGGAAAAGGAAAAGGAGAAGGAUAAGGAGAAGGAGAAGGGAAAGGAGAAGGAGAAGGAAAAGGAAAAGGAAGAAAAGACGAAAGAAAAGACGAAUCAGGAGAAGAAAAUCGAGAAAACGAGUGAGAAACGGGAUGCGAAAGGAUCGAGAAAAGUGAUGAACGAGAUGGACUUGAUUGCUCAGAAAUUACAACGGGAUUUGUUCCGGAAAUCGCGUGAAGGUGCUUACAAAACUGACAAGAGCAAAGACGAAGCAGGACCAAACGAUGCGGAAAAUUCUCGAAAAGAGAAAACGGGGAAAAUAAAACUGCCAAGUGAAGAGCCGAAGAAGGUGGUUUCGACAAAAAGUGGAUCGGAUCGGAUGUCGAAAGAUUCGGAAGAAGAGAUUUUCGACCACUCUCAAUCGGGAAAAUCCGCCGGAAUGCGUAUCCAAAUCACCUGGGAUCUGGAUAAAAAGAAAUGUAAA